AACAGGUCCCCACCACCAUCCCCUCUCGCCAGCACUUAAAAAUGGCCGCCUGACUUUGAUUUCUUUCCACACUUCCCUCGGACAGAUAAUCGCCACUCCUCCUCCGCCGCCGCCGGACCGGACGAACCUCCUCCUCCUCCUCCUCCCCCUCCCCUCCUCCGGCCGCCGCCAUGUCCUUCGCCUACCUCGCUCCCCUGCCCCUCCUCCUCUGCUUCCUCUAUCUCUUCUCUCCCGCCAGAUCCGACCAGCUUCACACCCUGCUCGACCUAUCCGGCGCCCUCCAGUCCGCCAGCCCGGACGUGUUCUCUUCGUGGACGUCGACCACGCCCGCCUGCAACUUCACCGGCGUCGCCUGCGACGCAGCCGGCUCCGUCGUCUCCAUCGACCUCUCCAGCCAGCAGCUGACCGGCGUCCUCCCCCUGGACUCCAUCUGCACGUUGCCGUCCCUGGAGAGGCUGGCGUUCGGCGGCAACUCGCUUCAUGGACCCAUCUCCAAUGGCCUCAACAACUGCGUGAAGCUGCAGUACUUGGACCUCGGCUACAAUUUCUUCGCCGGCGCCUUCCCGGAGAUACCCGCCCUCGCCGAGCUGCGAUAUCUCUCCGUGAACGGAAGCAAUCUCAACAGGACGUUCCCGUGGGGCUCGCUCAAGAACACGACCAACUUGGUCUACUUGAGCGUCGGUGACAACCCCUUCGACGGCACUCCGUUUCCUGUGGAAGUUCUUGAUCUUCACGAGUUGGAGUGGCUCCACAUGACGAAUUGCAACAUCCGGGGCGAAAUCCCGCGCGGCAUAGGGAGGCUCAACAAGCUCAUCAAUUUGGAGCUCUCGACCAACAACAUCACCGGCGAAAUUCCAGCGGAGAUUGGGAACUUGACCAACCUGUGGCAGCUCGAGCUGUGGGAAAACGGGUUGACCGGAAAGCUUCCAGUCGGGUUGAGGAACUUGACGAAGCUCGAGAAUUUCGACGCUUCCCUGAAUAAUCUGGAAGGCGAUUUGUCUGAAUUGAGAUUCUUGAGGAACUUGGUGACUCUGCAGCUAUUCAUGAAUAAUUUUCAGGGCCAAAUCCCAGCCGAGUUCGGCGAGUUUGAGCGGCUUGUGAACUUGUCGCUCUACACGAAUAGAUUGACCGGCCCCGUGCCCGAAAAGCUUGGCUCAUGGGCGGAGUUCGAUUACAUCGACGUGUCGGACAAUCUCUUGACCGGGUCGAUUCCGCCAGAUAUGUGCAAGCGGGGGACCAUGAGCGAGCUCCUUAUGCUGCAGAACAGGCUGACUGGGGAAAUCCCUGCGACUUAUGCGAAUUGCUCGACGCUGACUCGGUUCCGCGUCAGCAACAACUCACUCUCCGGCGCCGUGCCUGGCGGCAUCUGGGGCUUGCCCAAUUUGAACAUCAUUGAUGUCGCCAUGAAUCAGCUCGAUGGUCCUAUCACAUCUGACAUAGGAAAUGCAAAGUCUCUGGGGCAGUUGUUCGUUUACAAAAACCGCCUAUCGGGAGAAUUACCGGAGGAAAUCUCGAAGGUUGAAUCUUUGGUCGCAAUCGAUUUGAGCGACAAUCAGUUCUCGGGGAGAAUUCCGUCGAAAAUCGGUGACCUGAAACAUCUGAGCAGCCUUCACAUGCAGAACAAUAUGUUCUCUGGCUCCAUACCGGAUUCGUUAGGCUCGUGUGACUCACUCAGUGACCUUGACGUGGCUAACAAUUCGCUUUCUGGCAAAAUCCCGCCGUCCCUCGGGUCUAUACCAGUACUCAACUCCCUUGAUCUAUCGGAUAACCAUCUCUCUGGUCAAAUUCCCUCGAGUCUAUCCUCUUUGAAAUUGAGCUUUCUUGAUCUGUCGAACAACCAGUUAACUGGUCAGAUUCCCCUGUCUCUGUCGAUCGAAGCUUACAACGGCAGCUUCUCUGGCAACCCUGGACUCUGCAGCUCCACCAUCACCUCCUUCCGGCGAUGCUCGCCGGAAACCGGCACGUCCAAGGAUAUCCGAACCCUCAUAAUCUGCCUCGUUGUAGUCGUGGUUCUCCUAUCACUGUCCCUUGCUUGCUAUGUCCGUGUAUAUAAGAGGGAAAAGGAUCAAGAAAGGUCGCUAAAGGAAGAAUCUUGGGAUGUGAAGUCAUUCCAAGUGCUGACCUUUACUGAGGAUGAGAUACUUGAUGCCAUCAAGGAAGAGAAUGUCAUAGGAAAGGGCGCUUCGGGGAACGUCUACAGAGUUGUGCUCAACAACGGCAGAGAACUUGCCGUCAAGCACAUUUGGAAUACGGACUCUGGCAGCGGCAGCGGAGGAGGGUGGAGGAAGAGCCGGACCACAAGCCCGAUGCUCGGGAAGCGGAGUGAGAAGUCGCGGGAGUUCGACGCCGAGGUGGAGACCCUGAGCUCAAUCAGGCACGUGAACGUGGUAAAACUGUACUGCAGUAUCACGAGCGAGGACUCAAGCUUGCUUGUCUAUGAGUACAUGCCAAACGGGAGCUUGUGGGACCAGCUCCACACGUGCCGGAAGACGGAGCUCGACUGGGAGACAAGGUACGAGAUAGCCGUCGGAGCAGCCAGGGGAUUGGAGUACCUGCAUCACGGGUGCGAGAGGCCGGUGAUUCACAGGGAUGUGAAGUCCAGUAACAUUUUGCUGGACGAGUUCUUGAAGCCUAGGAUUGCUGAUUUUGGGCUUGCCAAGAUCGUUCAGGCCAAUAGCAGCAACGAUUCAACUCAUGUUAUUGCAGGAACACACGGUUACAUUGCUCCUGAAUAUGGUUACACGUACAAGGUGAAUGAGAAGAGCGACGUCUACAGCUUCGGGGUGGUGCUAAUGGAGCUUGUGAUAGGAAAGAGGCCAAUCGAACCGGAGUACGGGGAGAACAGGGACAUAGUGAACUGGGUCUCGAGCAAGUUGAAGACGAGGCAAGACGUGUUUGGCAUCGUGGACUCGAGAAUCCCGGAGCCGUUCAAGGAAGAGGCCAUCAACGUGUUGAGGAUUGCCAUCCUCUGCACGACGAAACUCCCGAACCUGAGGCCCUCGAUGAGGAGCGUGGUUCAGAUGCUGGAGGACGCGGAACCAUGCAAUUUGGUCCGCGUGGUCGUUGAGAAAGACGGCGACGGGAAGGCAGAAGUCGCCGACAGCAAGAAGAUCAAGCCAGAGCCAUGAGAGCCUUGGGUCAAAUCACUUAGGAACAUAAUUGGAAAACCUUGGGAAUUUUAAACCCAGAUAUAGCACAAGGUGCCAGUAUUAGUUCUGAGGUCACUUGUAACAUAACAUAACAUAGUUCCAUAAGUAAGAGCUUCCCCCAAUAAGUCUCUCCUCAAUGAGUGAGAGCUUGGAGUUCAUGUGCAAGUAGGUUUUUGAGUGAGAUCUUCUGCCUCUUCCUUCUGUAGAAUAUAUUACUUAUGUAAGUCAUAUGAAGAUAGUUGUUUUGGCAGAACAGUGAUCAGAAAUGCUAGAUGAAUAGUACGAUGAAACCUUCUUUUGGAACA
Molecule: messenger RNA, 3454 nt
Organism: Eucalyptus grandis
Lineage: Eukaryota; Viridiplantae; Streptophyta; Magnoliopsida; Myrtales; Myrtaceae
Product: receptor-like protein kinase 7
Exons: 2
Coding region: 171-3128 (985 amino acids)
Biological process (GO): protein phosphorylation
Cellular component (GO): plasma membrane
Molecular function (GO): protein kinase activity; protein binding; ATP binding
Source: RefSeq, a predicted model, not a curated record